AUGGAUGUGAAGAAUGAAAAAGAAGAUUUGACCUUAUCCUCUUCGCUAACUGGAGGGGUGCAACACGCACCUACUCUGACUGACGAUGCUUUGGGCUGGAUGGGAACGUCUAUCCUUAUGAUGAAAACGCAAAUUGGACUCGGCGUGUUAUCCAUCCCAUCCGCUUUCGACGCGUUAGGCCUCGUUCCAGGGGUAAUCUGCUUAAUCGUCAUCGCGGCUACCAUGAGCUGGUCCGGUUAUAUGGUCGGUGUCUUCAAGCUGAACCACCGCGAGGUGUAUGGUAUAGAUGACGCGACUGGGCUAAUGUUUGGUCCGGUUGGUCGAGAGAUUCUGGGAAUAGGAUUAACCCUUUUCUUGAUUUUUUGUGGUGCUUCCGGUAUUCUAGGUCUCUCUAUCGCUUUAAAUGCUGUCUCAAACCAAGGGGCAUGCACUGCUGUCUUUGUUGCAGUCGCUGCUGUCGGGGUUCUUGGCCUCGCUAGUAUUCGAACCCUGGACCGAAUAAGUGUGCUAGCGUGGGCGGGUCUGGCAUGUAUGCUUACUUCUAUCUUGAUUGUGACGAUUGCCGUGGGAAUUCAAGACCACCCUGACGCCGCCCCUCCCGGUCCCUGGGUUUCAGACUACAAGAUAGUGAACUCCUCAAGUUUCACUGAUGGUAUCUCAGCUAUUUCACAGUUAAUUUUCGCCUACGCUGGCACGCCUUUCUUUUUCCCAAUCGUAUCUGAGAUGCGCGAUCCUCGCCACUACACAAAGUCACUGACGGUCUGCCAAACUGUCGUGACUGUUACCUACAUAACGAUUGGAACCGUCGUUUACUAUUUUUGCGGAUCCUAUGUCUCAUCGCCCGCCCUUGGUUCGGCUGGAAGAUUAAUCAAACGAAUUGCCUACGGGGUUUCUCUUCCGGGUUUAUUAGUCACCUCAACAAUCAGCACUCAUAUGGCGAGCAAGUACAUUUUUCUCCGUUUCAUGCGAGGUUCUAAGCAUCUUGCUGCAAAUACACUUGUACACUGGGCGACGUGGCUGGCUUGUGUAUUCGGUGUGAUUGUCGUCGCGUAUAUUAUUGCAAGCGGAAUUCCUAUUUUCGGCAGCCUCAUAUCUUUGGUUGGGGCUCUUUUAGGAACAUUACAGUGUUUCCAGCCGGCAGGUUGUAUGUGGCUAUACGAUAAUUGGAGCAAAGGCAAGGAACAGCAGUCGCUUCUAUGGAUCUUGAUGGUAUGCUAUAGUGUUGCUAUGAUCGUGAUUGGCACCUUCCUGAUGGUUGGCGGCACGUACGGUGCAGUGGUUGGUAUCAUUGACUCUUUGAAAGCCGAUGAAACGUCUGGUGCUUGGCCUUGCGCUGAUAACUCCUGA
Molecule: messenger RNA, 1347 nt
Organism: Penicillium salamii
Lineage: Eukaryota; Fungi; Ascomycota; Eurotiomycetes; Eurotiales; Aspergillaceae
Source: the annotation of a GenBank genome assembly